AUGCGUUUUUACCUUAUCUUUCUUUCUUUCUUUCUUUCUUUCUUUCUUUCUUUCUUUCUUUCUUUCUUAUUUAUUUUUCUGCAUUUCUUUUUUCUUUUCCUUGUCUCUCCCAUUCUCUCCUGUUCAUCAUUUUUAUUUAUAAUUUUAAUCUCUGAUUUGUUUUUCUUUUCCUAUUUUUUCCUGUUUUUUUUUUUCUGCUUUUUUCAUCGUCUUUGUUUUUGGUGUUACGUUUUUCUCUUCUAUAUCGUCGUUCUUUCUUUCCAAUUCUUUCUUUUAUCGUUCUCCUUUUCUUUCUCUAUUUCUUUUAUCUUUCUUUUAUUUUCCUUUAUCUUUCUUUCUUUUAACUUUCUUUCUUUUAUCUCUCUUUUUUCUUCCUUUUCUCUUUCUCUUUUUCUUUUCCUUUUUAAUUUAAAUUCCAUUGUAUUUUUCGUUUUUCUUUUUUUUUAUCUCUUUGAAUUUGUUGUUGAUGAUUUUUAUCUUUUAUUUCCUCGUUCUUUCUUUCUUUUCUUCUUUCUUUCUGUCUUUCUUUCUUUCUUUCUUUUUGAUUCUCAUUCUUGA
Messenger RNA from Acanthosepion pharaonis, 558 nucleotides. NCBI's taxonomy places the organism in Eukaryota, Metazoa, Mollusca, Cephalopoda, Sepiida, Sepiidae. The record is from the annotation of a GenBank genome assembly.